This is a messenger RNA of Salarias fasciatus (jewelled blenny), 2644 nucleotides long. It is a transcript of the gene znf281a, whose product is annotated as zinc finger protein 281a. Bases 159 to 2465 code for a protein of 768 amino acids. Gene Ontology annotation, biological process: regulation of transcription by RNA polymerase II. The transcript is spliced from 7 exons. Gene Ontology annotation, molecular function: RNA polymerase II cis-regulatory region sequence-specific DNA binding; DNA-binding transcription factor activity, RNA polymerase II-specific. Lineage: Eukaryota; Metazoa; Chordata; Actinopteri; Blenniiformes; Blenniidae. The record is from RefSeq and is a predicted model, not a curated record.
AUGGAAGAACGCAGCCGCUGCGGGAGAACGAUGUUUCGGCUCUAGAUGUCUGAAACGCUCCGCGGAGGGUGAAGCACGCCAGGCGAAGCCGCGGGUCAUGGUCCCGCCCCGGAUGACACUGAUUGCCACGCCGUAGCUCCCCCACCCCACCCUUCACCAUGAGCCUCAUCCAAGACAAACUCGGGAAUGAAUUCCUGCGCUCCAACGGCGGCGUGGACGCCAACUUCGGCUCGGGCAUGAUCAUGUUCAGCCACCUGCCGCCGGUGACCAGCUUCACCCGGCUGGCCGCCCACUCCGUCAUGCAGGACCUCCCGCCGCAGGAGAUGGUCCUGAAGAAGGAGCGCGACUCGCCCGACUGCAGCAUGGGCGCUCACGGCGGCGGGGGCGGCCUGGGCUGCGCGCCGGUGGGAGACUACAUUCACACGGCGGGCAUCAAGCAGGAGAAGCUGUCGGAGCACGACUAUCGCAUGCCGCUGUACGGCGGGGGUCUCGGGAAGGGCGCCGAGCUGCUGGAGGUGACCGUGGGUAACAGCCAGAACCUGCUGGUGCACGACCUCAACAUGGGCAGCCUGCCGAGUCAGUUAGGAAAGGAGCCCACUGGGAGGAAAGGUCGGAGGUCAAACGGUGACGGACAGGAGGGUAAACCAAGAAAGAAGAGGAGCGAAGCAAAGCAGUCGAUGAUGCUGGAUGCCGACGGCGGCAGCCUCUCCCCGGGAAACAAGCCCCACAUCUGCGAGCACUGCAGCGCCUCCUUCAGGAGCUCCUAUCACCUCCGCAGACACGUCCUCAUUCACACAGGUGAAAGACCGUUCAGGUGCAGCCAGUGCAACAUGAGCUUCAUCCAGAAAUACCUCCUCCAGCGGCACGAGAAGAUCCACAGCGGAGAGAAGCCGUUCAGCUGCGACCAGUGCAACAUGCGGUUCAUUCAGAAGUACCACAUGGAGAGGCACAAGCGGACGCACAGCGGAGAGAAGCCCUACAGGUGUGAGACCUGCCAACAGUAUUUUUCUAGAACAGACCGACUGCUGAAGCACAAGCGAACCUGUGGAGAAGCCAUAAAGAAGGAGCUGGAGCCCGGGCUGCUGGAGCUGGGCUGCGUAGACCUGGGCCACGGCAGCUAUGGGGUCACUCAGGGAACCGCCGGCGGCACGGCGAGGAAGAGGGGCCGCUCCAAAGCCUCCGGCGAGGGGGGGGAGCGCAGGAGGAGGAAGGGGGACGGCGGCGCGGCGAGGGGCGCGCCGGAAGGCUUCGGCGUCCACGGCUACUCGGCGGGGAACCACGUGGCGUCGUCCUCCGGCGAGCUGGGGCCCAGCAUGCAGCAGGGCCACCACGGCCGCGCCCCCAAGAUGGCCUUCAAGAAGGCCAACCGCAAGAGUCUGGACAAGGCGGCCAAGCAGGGCGCGCCGGAGCAGGGCGGGGCCAUGGACGGCCUCGGGCUCAUGCAGGGCCACGGCGCCAAGCCGGGACACGGCGGCAGCAACUACGACGACGCCAUGCAGUUCGUGAAGAAGCGGCGCUACCUGCAGGCGGCGGGCGGCGGCGAGUACGACGGGGGCGUCCACCUGUCGGCGCAGCCGUCCGUCAUCCGGUGCGACAUCGCCGGCGUGCUGGACAGCGACGCCCCCCUGAGCCUGGACCGGUCGGGGAUCCCGGACGAGGUGCUGCAGAGCCUGCUGGACCACUACGCCCAGAAGCCCGACGGCCACUUCGACCUGAGCGAGCAGCAGGUGGAGCUGCACGCCGCGCCGGCCGGCGCCGCCAGCCCGUCCGGCGACAAGACCGGCAUGAUGCACGAGUACUCGCGCUUCCUGCUGCAGACGCUGGAGCGCACCACCCACGGCGCCGGCUUCCCCGCCGCCCCGGGCCCCUACAGCGCCUCCCUGUACGCCGACAAGGGCGCGUACUCCGCCUCCCCGCUGGAGUGCGGCUUCGGCCAGCCGGCCGCCGCCGCCGCCUCGCCCUCGCUGCCCUCCUCCGUGCCAAAGUCCCACUUCGCCAUGCUGACGGGCUCCUCGCCGCAGCACGGCUUCCACCUGAGCGGCCUGGACGCCUCCGCACACCAGCAGCUCACGCCGUCGCAGGAGCUGGCCGAGCAGCUGGAGAAGCACUCCUCCACGCCGCCCUCCUCCUACCAGAUCAGCCCGUGCGACCUGAGCGGCCAGAAGGAGCCGCCGCCCUGCAAGCCCGGCCCGCCGGCGGUCUACACGCUGGCCCCCGUGCAGGACCUGACCCCCCUGGACUCCUCCAAGCCCUCCUACCAGAUCGAAAACUUUGCCCAGGCCUUCGGCUCGCAGUUCAAGUCGGACGGCCGGGGCCUGCCGUACGGCGGCGAGUCCGGCGGCGAGCUGGACCACAGGAUACGGACGCCGGUGUCUGAAUUCUCAGGGUAUACUAGUUUGUUAUCUGAUGUCAGCGAGUCUGUGAACACAGGCUCCAAAACUCCAACAAGCCAAAGCUACAGAUGAGAGCCUGGACGGCGGGGAACGCUCCGCCGCUCACUUUGAAUCUUUUGUAGCUCCUAUUUUAUUAUAAUUAAUAUUAUUAUUGUUGUUAUUUUUUUAAUUAAGUGACAUCUAUAUUUGGAUGACGAUGCCGAUGCUCUGUCUUUGUGCCCACUCCUCUCGCCGCGAGGCUCUCCUGCAGA